Messenger RNA from Arabidopsis thaliana (thale cress), 2403 nucleotides. Its product is annotated as Regulator of Vps4 activity in the MVB pathway protein. The coding region runs from base 1 to 2325 and encodes 774 amino acids. The record is from RefSeq and is marked reviewed. Lineage: Eukaryota; Viridiplantae; Streptophyta; Magnoliopsida; Brassicales; Brassicaceae. The transcript has 7 exons. Gene Ontology annotation, biological process: protein transport.
AUGUUUGGUUUCUCGUUCUCUCGACGGAGAAAAUCAAACGCUUUCACAUGGAAAGUUUUGAAACAGCUUCAAUCUCGCCUUAUGCUACUCAAGUCCCAGAAGUACGCAAAAUCUAGACACCUACGUGCUGAUAUUGUUGACUUCAUCCGAAGCAACGACUCCAAGAGUGCACUCUUCCGAACCGAACAGCUCUUGCUCGUCGAAAACGCGAUUACAAUCUACGGUUUUUUGCUCAAGUUCACUGAUUUCAUCCUCCUCCGCUUCUCCCCCAGUAAAAAACACAGUUGUUUAUUGGUUAAUGAUGAUACUUCCGAAGCAGUUUCGAGUCUGAUUUUUGCAUCGGUCAAGUGUAGAGAAAUACCUGAACUGCUAAUUAUUAGCGAGCUGGUUGGUCAACGUUAUGGUCAACGUUAUGUAACAACUGCUAUUCAGGUCCCUCCCGGGAAUCUUGUAAACACUGAGAUCAAAGAGAAAUUGAAGUCAACUUCAGUAGUAUCCGAAACUGAUAAGUGUAGAGUAAUGGAGGAGAUAGCCAAGGAGUCGGGUUACCGUUUAGAAAUUCUAGGGCUGGGAUAUAAAUCUGAGAUUGACAACGAGGUUUUUGACUUGGAAGAAAAGAACGUAAUGGAUGAGUCACUACACGAGGUGUAUAAAUUUUGCCUCACCGAUGUUGAUGAGAGAAGCAAGAAAGAGACAUCAAUGAAAGAUGAUUACAUAGAACAUAAGAAGUCUACUAGAUUGUUGGCUGAAAAUGCGAAGAAGUCCGGUCACAGUUUAGAAAUAUUAAGGCCGGAAUCUAAACCUGAGACUGAAAAAGAGGUCAAUGAAGAGGAAGAGAAGAGAGUAAUGGAUCCGGAUGUGGAUAUUAGUUGUUAUGAAGAGUCACCACACGAGGUGUAUAAAUUUAGCCUCACCGAUUUCGAAGAAGAGAUAAUGGAAGAUGAUUACAGAGAAGAUAUGAAGUGUAGAAUGUUGGAUGAUAUAGUGAAGAAUUCCGGUCACCGUGUAGAAAUAUCAAGGCCGGAAUAUUAUAAACCUGAGAUUGAAAAACAGGUAUAUGAAAAGGAAGAGAAGAAAGUAAUGGAUCCGGAUAUCUAUAUUAGAUCUUAUGAAGAGUCACCAAACGAGGUGUAUAAAUUUAGCCUCACUGAUUUGGAAGAAGAGAUAAUGGAAAAUGACUCCAUAGAAGGUGUGAAGUGUAGAAUGUUGGAUGAAAUAAUGAAGAAGUCCGGUCACCAUUUAAAAAUAUCAAGGCCGGAAUAUAAACCUGAGAUUGAAAAACAGGUAUAUGAAGAGGAAGAGAAGAAAGUAAUGGAUCCAGAUGUGGAUAUUAGAUGUUAUGAAGAGUCACCACACGAGGUGUCUAAAUUUAGCCUCACCGAUUUCGAAGAAGAGAUAAUGGAAGAUGAUUACAUAGAAGCUUUGAAGUGUAGAAUGUUGGAUGAUAUAUUGAAGAAGUCCGGUCACCGUUUAGAAAUAUCAAGGCGGCAAUAUAAUAAACCUGAGAUUGAAAUACAGGUCAAUGAAAAGGAAGAGAAGAAAGUAAUCAAUACGGAUAUGGAUAUUAGAUAUGAUGAUGAGUCACCAGAAGAGGUGGAGACAUAUUCUAGUCUCACGGAUGAUGAAGAAGAGAGAAGCAAGGAAGAUACAUCAAUGGAAGAUGUGAAUCACAAACACGAGGUGUACAAAUUUAGCCUCACCGAUAUCAAAGAAGAGAGAAGCAAUGAAGAUACAUCAAUGGAAGAUUGUUGCAUAGAAGAGGCUCAAGUCGGAAAAGAUCAAAGAGUCUUCAGAUUCAGAGAAAGUAGUGAAGAGAAGAGAAAAUCCUCAUCAUCACCAUUAUCACCACUAACAGAGUUUAGGGAUAUGGAGAGUUUGACGUAUUACAUGAGGCAAAAAGGGAUGCAUCGAAGAAGAAGAAGAUCAUCAACAUCACCACAUUGUUGCCAUAAUGUAGUAUACAAUGAGUUUAAAGUGACGAAGGAAGAAGAAGAGGAAGAAAGACAAAGAUUAACAACCAAACGUGUUCAUUCUAAGCUUCAUGAAUACGAACAAUUUUUAACUCAGUUUAAAAAGAAGAAGGAAGAAGAAAACGAGAGACGAAGAUUAUCACCCAAAGACUUUGAGCCUACGCUUCCUGAUUACGACCAAGUGAUUACUCGCUUUAGAGUGCUGGAGAAGGAAGAAGAAGAAAGACGAAGAUUAGCAACAAAACAUGUUCAUCCUAAGCUUCCUGAUUACGACCAGAUUGCUACUAAGUUUAAACUCCUGAAGGAGGUAGAAAAAGAAAGACGAAGAUUAUUAACCAAACACAGUUCAUCCUAAGCUUCCAGGAUGAGACACGAAGAUUAUCAACACCAAAAGGAAGAUGAAGAAGACUAUAACCAAACCACUAGGGUUUUU